Molecule: messenger RNA, 2860 nt
Organism: Styela clava
Lineage: Eukaryota; Metazoa; Chordata; Ascidiacea; Stolidobranchia; Styelidae
Product: phosphatidylinositol-3,5-bisphosphate 3-phosphatase MTMR2-like
Biological process (GO): phosphatidylinositol dephosphorylation
Cellular component (GO): cytoplasm; membrane
Molecular function (GO): phosphatidylinositol-3-phosphate phosphatase activity; phosphatidylinositol-3,5-bisphosphate 3-phosphatase activity
Source: RefSeq, a predicted model, not a curated record
UGCAUAAUUUAUUUUGGGAAUAUUUUUUUCUACCAUUGCAAUUUUAUUCAGUGUUUGCUUGCACUCAUGAUCCAUCAUAAUAUUUUUAUUGAUUCAGAGCUGAACAGUUGAUAAUAUCAAAUAGAAUAUGGAUAAGACAGCUGAAGAAUCGAAGGAUUCUGGAGCUAUGAAGGACAUUCCACCUGAUGCUGUUCCACUUCUUUCAGGUGAAGAAGUAAAAGCUUAUCUGGAACAAGAUGUGACGUAUCUUUGUUUAUACACUGGCACUAAAGUGGGAAAAAUGGCAGUUACAAAUUAUAAACUUCAUUUUCAAAGUGGAGGCAAACAAAAAGAUUCUGUACCAUUCAUACUAGAAGUUCCACUGUGCACGAUAAGCAAGGUAGAAAAAGUUGGUGGCGUUACAAGCUCUUCGAAAGCUGUUGAUGGGCGUAAUCCGUAUGGUCUUGAAAUUACUUGCAAAGAUCUUCGUGUACUACGAUUUGCAUUACGUCAUGAUGCACAUUAUUUGCGAAGAAAAAUGUUCGAGAAACUCCAAGAGUAUUGCUUCCCGGCAUCAAAUAAGUUGCCUUAUUUUGCUUUCAAUUACAGAGAACAAUAUCCAGAUAGCAGCAAUGGAUGGUCUUUAUACAGCGUUAAAUCUGAGUUUCAAAGACAAGGUUUGCCUGUAGAAGGUUGGAGAUACACGAAAGCAAAUAUGAUAAAUUCAAAGUAUGAACUAUGUGAUACAUAUCCGCAACUACUUGUUGUACCAGCUGCGGCAAAUGAUGAACAUUUGAAUCAAGUUGUUCAGUUUCGUAGCCGUGGAAGAAUACCAGUUUUGUCUUGGAUUCACCCUGAAAGUCAAGCUACUAUAACUAGAUGUUCGCAGCCGCUGAUUGGUAUCAGUAACAAACGAAGUCGUGACGAUGAACGCUAUGUUCAAAUGAUAUUAGACGCUAAUCCUCACGCCCAUAAACUUCUAAUAUUUGAUGCAAGACCCCAAGCGAAUGCUGUCGCAAACAUGGCAAGAGGCGGAGGGUAUGAAAAAAAUGAGCAAUAUCAAAAUGCUGAAGUUAUAUUUUGUGAUAUACAUAAUAUUCACGUUAUGCGAGAGUCAUUGAGAAAACUUCAAGAUAUCUGCUUCUUGCCACAAUUAUCUCAAGACAAACACUGGCUUUCCUCUCUCGACCAAACUCAAUGGAUUCAUCAUAUCAAAGUAAUUCUUGCUGCCGCAACAAGGAUUGCUCAUGAAAUUGAAAGUGCCAAGGCGUCUGUUUUAGUCCAUUGCAGUGAUGGAUGGGAUAGAACAGCUCAGUUAACCAGUAUGUCCAUGAUUAUGCUCGAUUCGUACUACAGAACACUAGAAGGAUUCCAGGUGUUGAUAGAAAAGGAGUGGUUAAGUUUCGGACAUAAAUUUGCGCAAAGAAUUGGCCAUGGUGACAAGAAUCAUUCUGACGCAGAGCGAUCUCCUGUGUUUUUACAGUUUAUUGAUUGCGUUUGGCAGAUGACACAGCAAUUUCCGACUGCGUUCGAGUUUAACGAACAUUUUCUGAUUUCUGUUCUUGAUCAUUUAUAUUCUUGUCUUUUUGGCACAUUUCUUUACAACUGUGACAAAGAGAGGAAAAAUAAGGAUAUUCGCAAAAAAACAAUAUCCUUAUGGUCGAUGAUAAAUCUGCAUCGUGAUGACUAUCUAAACGCUCUUUAUGUUUCCACAUACAACCACCAUGUUCUUCUACCAGCUUCUUCAAUGAGGCAUUUGGAUCUUUGGAUAGGAUAUUACGGACGUUGGAAUCCCAGAAUGAAAUCUCAAGAACCUAUUGCCGAACGACACAAAGAAUUGCUUCAAGUUCGCGAUUACUUGAAAAAACAAGUUGAAGAAUUGGAACGUGAACUUGCAAUAAAACAAGAAAAAGAAAAGGCUGUUGCUGCUGCCGUUCCUAAUCCAACUGUAUCUAUUACUAAUCAUUGAUGUAUCUUAAUUUCCCUCUCACAAAUAGAAGUUUUCAUCUAAUCUAUCAAUGUCUUAUAGUCAAAGUAACUUAUACCAGCAGUUAUUUAAUGAUAUAACUGUGGUUUUUCUACUACCGGGAAAGGGCCUGGAACUGCUUUAUGCUUCUGAUCAGUCUGUAAUUUGUGGUAGUCUGUAUUCUACCAUAUUUUGGGUUAUUUUAUUUCUCAGUAGAUAUUAGUAUUUCAGCGCCAAUACUCCGGAGUGAGACAUUGCUUGAAUCAAAUUCCUGUUUAAUAUACCGAUAUAAAUUUUUGGGACAUGGACUAUCAUUUUAUUUGGUUAGGAGAUCUCAAGAUUUAAAUUUUAUAUGGCAAUGUUUUACAUAAAUAGGCAAAUUUCACAGUUGGGAUAAUUGGUAAAACUUUUUGAAUAUCAAUUUCUACUCUCCUUUAAAUUCUUCAUUUAUAUUUAGUUAUAAUACUAAUAACCUUUGUGUGAGAUGCCUGCAAUCAUAUCCAUAUAUUUAUCCCAAUCAGAUCUUGCAAGCAUCUAUUUAAUGAGUAAUACUUUUCAAUCAGGUUUUGUGGGUGCAAUUAUAUUUUCUUCUUCCUUUCAGUGGUUUUGAAAAAUAGAAGUUAUCAUCAUACUUAUAUAUUCGUAUCGGUUUGAUUGUUUUUACAUUUGUAUCAUUUUUAUUUAUAUAUUUUCUCUUAGUUUGAAAUGCAUGAUUCUUUAAUCAAAAAGAAGUUUGGUCAUUGCCUGAACAAUAUUGAUAUUGCAAAUUACUUAAAUUCAAUUUGAGUAUUAUGUCUAAAGAUUCUGUCUCUUGCAAAAACCCAGCACACAGAUUUUUAAUCUUCAAGUAUUGCGCUUGGUGUGACUUUUUGAUCAGUUUUAAAUAAAGGUUCAAAAAUAAAAUUUACAAAAGGA